Pollicipes pollicipes is the source of this 1984-nucleotide messenger RNA. Its product is annotated as ATP-binding cassette sub-family B member 10, mitochondrial. The transcript is spliced from 12 exons. Gene Ontology annotation, biological process: oligopeptide export from mitochondrion. Gene Ontology annotation, cellular component: mitochondrial inner membrane. Lineage: Eukaryota; Metazoa; Arthropoda; Thecostraca; Pollicipedomorpha; Pollicipedidae. Bases 30 to 1928 code for a protein of 632 amino acids. The record is from RefSeq and is a predicted model, not a curated record. Gene Ontology annotation, molecular function: ATP binding; ATP hydrolysis activity; ABC-type oligopeptide transporter activity.
AGCGGGCUGCUCGCUCCCCAGACAGGCCAAUGGCGCUGGCUCGCCUGCUGGGAGUGGCUGCGGUGCGGCUGUCGCCGCUAACGGCUCGCGUGGCGCCCGGCACCGGUCCGCUUCGGCGCUGGCUCUUCACGGCGCCGCCGCGCCUGCGCAGUGGCAAGCUCGGCGCGUCGCGGUUCGCGCCGCAAGAGAUGCGGCGGCUCAUGGCGCUGGCUCGGCCGGAACGCUGGAGGAUCGGAGGUGCCGUGGGCCUGCUGCUGGUCUCCAGCGCCGUGACCAUGACGGUGCCGUUUGCCAUCGGCCGCGUGGUGGACAUCAUCUACCAGGAGGAGGCAGACACUGCCCGGCAGCGGCUCAUCACCAUCUGCCUGGCGCUGGGUGGCGUCUUCAUCGUCGGCGCCGCCGCCAACUGCGGCCGAGUCUACCUCAUGGGCAUCUCAGGCGCCCGGAUCGCGCAGCAGCUGCGCGUCUCCGUGUUCGGCGCCCUGCUGCGCCAGGAGGUGGCCUUCUUCGACCGCAGCCGGACGGGCGAGCUGGUGAACCGGCUGUCGGCCGACACGGCGCUCGUCAGUCAGUCGGUCACCAUGAACAUCUCGGACGGCCUGCGCGCCACCGCCAUGGCCUCCGCCAGCGUCUCCAUGAUGUUUUACGUGUCGACGAAGCUGGCGCUGGUGGGACUGAGUAUCGUGCCGCCGGUGGCCAUGGUGGCUGUCGUUUAUGGCCGAUACGUGCGCAGGAUCACGAGAGCCGUCCAGGACGGCCUAGCUGAUGCCAACGCCGUGGCUGAAGAGAAGCUGGCCAAUAUUCGCACAGUGCGCGUGUUCGCGCGCGAGGACCACGAGGCCGAGGGGUACGCUCGCAGCACGCGUGACGUGCUGGCCUUGUGUCAGCGCGAGACGUUGGCACGGGCCGGCUUCUUUGGAAUGACGGGGCUCAGCGGCAACAGCGUGAUCCUGGCCGUGCUCUACUACGGCGGCUCGCUGGUGGGCGCCGGCCAGGUCACGGUCGGUGACCUCUCCGCCUUCCUGCUGUACGCCGCCUACGUGGGCGUGGCCGUCGGCGGCCUCAGCUCGUUUUACUCGGAGCUGCAGCGCGGCCUGGGCGCCAGCACGCGGCUCUGGCAGCUGGUGGACCGGCAGCCGCAGCUACCAUACUCGGGCGGCGCGCGGCCGGCCGCCCUCCGCGGCGACCUGCGGCUGCAGGACGUCACGUUCGCCUACCCCAGUCGGCCCGAUGACCUGGUGUUCCGCGGCCUCAGCCUCAGCGUCACGGAAGGCUCGGUGCUGGCAGUGGUCGGGCCGAGCGGCUCUGGCAAGUCCACGGUGGCCUGGCUGCUGCUGCGGCUGUACGACCCGCUGGAGGGCCGCGUCACACUGGACGGCAACGACGUCCGCGAGCUGGACCCCAUGUGGCUGCGGGACCAGAUCGGCGUCGUCAGCCAGGAGCCCGUGCUGUUCUCCACCUCGAUCCGCGAGAACAUUCUGUACGGCGCCAGCGUGGCCAGCACGGUCACUGAGCAGCAGCUGCGCGACGCCGUCGAACAGGCCAACGCCGCAGAGUUUGUCGAUAGGCUCCAGGACGGUAUGGACACACUGGUCGGUGAGAGGGGCGUGAUGCUGUCCGGAGGUCAGAAGCAGAGGAUCGCUAUAGCCCGUGCCAUACUGAAGAGCCCGCGACUGCUCAUCCUGGACGAGGCCACCAGCGCGCUGGACUCCGAGAGCGAGAGCCUGGUGCAGGAGGCGCUGCAGCGGCUGAUGCGGGGCCGCACCGUCAUCACUAUCGCCCACCGGCUCAGCACCGUGCGGCGCGCUGACGCGAUCGCCGUGCUGAGCGGCGGCGCCGUGGUGGAGCAGGGCUCCUACGACGAGCUCAUGGCCAGGAGUGACGGCGUCUUCCGGCGGCUGGUGGAGCGGCAGACCAUCCAGAGCUGAGAGCUCUCCAGAGCUGCUGGUCAGGAGUGACGGCGUGUUCCGGCGGCUGGUGGAGC